AUGGUGUCAAUUCGUAAUAUAACCGAGAUCACCCUUGUCGCAUUGGGUGUGAUAAUUGGGAAUGCGUUUUGUCAUUCCGCUGAAGAUAAUAUUAAAGAAUUAAAGUAUAUGCUUGAUAACAAAAAUUUGUAUGAUAAUUUAAUGAAAUUGCAACGUGAAUUAAUAAUGUCAUUAGAAUCUGAUAAAAUAAAAUUUCCAAAAGCAACAAGUGAAUCUAGGGAAUAUUUUGAUAUUUCUAAGUUUAAGGUAAUAAAUUGUAAUGAUGGUGAUGAGACUGGUAGUAGUGUUGAAUGCGUUGUACCAGAAGAGAGGACAGGUUUGGAGGAUAUAAUAAAAUAUGAGAAUAUUGCAAAGUCUGAGGGGAUAAAAAUGUAUAAUGGGGAGAAUUCGAGUUUGAUUAAGAGAAAGAUGAUAAUUAUAAGAGGUUUGAAAAUAGCAAAAUUGAUGGUUUUGGGUAUGAAUUUGUAUAAAGAAACGAAUGAUUUUAAAAAAGCUAUAAAGGGGGUGAAUGAUGCAUUAUAUGGUGAGGUGGUAAGUAACAAUGAUGGAUUAAAUGAAUUAGGGGGAAGUGGUGACCACUUGGAUAUGUUGAUACAUGAUGUUGAUAAGAAAACAUUGUUUGAGAGCGAUAAUGGUUUUUUUACGACGGAUGGAACCUUUGAGUUUGGGGAUAAUUUGGAUAUGAUCGCAAGGAAACACAGGAUAGGGUUGUUUCAUUUGAUCGGUCCACACUUCCCAGCACUUGGGCACUUUAUCACAUUGUCAUUGGCAUUGAAAAACUAUGAAAACUUUUUCGAAAAGGGAAAGGGGCAUUUUAUAAGCUGGCAAAAACUUCUGAGCUUUAACAUGUCAGAUAGAUUCAAGGCACUUGACUUAAUGUGUAAUGUCGAAGGAACAUAUGAUAUAAAAAAAAAAAGAAGAAUAACUUAUUUAGAGCAAAAUAGAAAGGGAGCAUUUGAUGAAUGCAAUAUUUUAGAAUUUUUAAUUCAUUAUUUUAAUAAAUAUCAAUUGUCUUUAAUUUCGAGGACAUAUGGUGAUGAAUUUCAGUCGUAUUACCUUUUGGAACAUAAAGAUAUGAAAGAAGAAUUUUUUAGAUUUAUGUGCGAUAGUUCAAAGAAUUGUAAUAUAUACAAUAGCAGUAUUUUCUUGAGCAAUGAGAAUGAUGAUAGUAAGAUUGUAUUGAAAAAUAUGAAGUCGUUUAAUGUAAGUGCACCUUUUAAUGUGAAGGACAAUUUUUCGGUUUUUUCGAACAAUUAUAUGGAUUUUUCCCCAAAGCAAAUAGUGUACACGCACUUCUACAACCUAGCCGGAAUAUUGAAUAACGAAAUUGAUGCAUAUGUAGGAUCUUUGUACCUACCCGGAUACUACAAUACGAUCCAACUCGCCUUUGAAGAUGAACAAACUUUGAAGGAGCAAUUCAAAAAUUUAAUAAAAUGUGUUGUGAAAUGUAACGCAUAUGAUCAAAAAAACUCUUCAAAGAAAUCAAAGAAAUUAUCAAUUAAGGAAGAAAAAAUAGUAUCAAAAUGUAACAUGUGCAAAGGAACUUUCGAUAUUAUAACUUGGAAAAAUGAAAACAACUUAUCAAUGGUUAACAAAUUUUAUAAUUAUGUUACAAAAGUAAUUGAAGCUAAAAUGCUAGGAAAUAUAGUGAGCAAUAUUAAUAUUUAUGACGAAUAUGAUAACUUUUUAUCAAAUGAUUUAAAUUGGUACACAUUUUUAUUUUUCCUCCGAUUAACAAGCUAUAAAAAUAUUCAUGAAACAACUGUGAGUGAAGCUAUGUAUAUGGAAUUGAAAGAUGAAGACACACCUGUUCAAACAAUGGUGACAGAUCAUUGGUACCCAUCUUGCAUAAAGAGAGCUUAUACCUUAUUUAUAAAAGCACACGUAGCUCCGAAUCUAUUAUCAGUGUUGGAAGGCUUAUUAAAACCCGAUACAAUUGAAAAGAUGAAAAAUGUCGUGCAAUACGUUAUACACGUAAACUCUUUUAUGCAACUAGAUUUUUUCCACGCAUUAAAUGAGCCAGUACUUGGAACAUUCAGAAAAAACCCUUUGUCUAGGGAUCUUGAAUCUCAAUUAGUUCAAUGGUGUUUUCAAAUUUCUUCAGGAUACUUCUUUUUACAUUACGAUGAUCCAUCUAGAAAAGCUGAGCUUUAUAGAAAACCACGUUCACAAAGAUUUGUAGCUCCUAAAUUUGACGAAUUAGUAGAAGUAUUUAAGAGAUAUAUUAAAAGUGGUUACGAAUCUUAUUUUAAACAGAGGCAUAUAAAGAAUUUGAUAGAAUUGCAUGAUACAUUUAACAUAAGUAGUAAAGUAAUGAUGAUGAGAGAUUCGUACGAAUUAUACUUAAAGCAUUAUAAAGAUACAAUUUUUUUUGCAGAACCAUUCAUUAUAAAUAAAUAUUUAUCAUUAGUUCCAAAAUUGCGCAGAAUGACUGAAAGGUUUAAUUUUAUGUUUCAUUAUACACCAGGAAAUGCUUACAACUUUUACAAAUAUGGUAUGAUUUACGGGUUUAGGCUGAACAAAGAGUACUUAAAAGAAGUGAGUGAAGAAUUAGUAUCCGUUUAUAAAGCAAACAAAAAGACAUUCAGUGAUGUGACAUUCCUACAGACGCUGUACUUGUUGUGCAAGAAACUCGAGAUCAGCGCUGGAUCUCACAGGCGUAACGACUCGACGAGCAUUAGCAACAUUUUCAUGCUAAACGUUUCGAAGUACUACUCGCGAUUAAGUAAAGAGGAACGAUUUAAUGAACUUGACAAUAGCAUGAAAUCCAAGUUUUUGGCGAAGACGCUAUAUUCCGCUCUUCAUACAACAUUCUCAAUAAAAAUAAACAAAAAUCUUGAUAAGUUGGACAAAGAGUAUACGAAGACGAAAUUAAUUGAGUUAUCUGCGAAUGAGAAUGCUUAUUUCACAUAUGCAUAUGCAUAUUAUGGUAGCAUAAUUGACACCAUAACGAACAGCUUGAUGCCAUUGUAUGCGAAGAAACCCAUUACACAAUUGCGUUAUGGAAAAACUUUUAUUUUUGCGAAUUAUUUUGGAUUUACAGCACAAAUAUACGGAAUGCUUAAUCUUAAUAAUAUGAAGAUGCUGUGUGAGAAUCAAGCAAUUGCAUCGGCGAACAGCUAUUCCAUUGAGAAGAAGUCACAAUACUUAGGAAAGAAAUAUUUAGCAAUUAUCGCAUACUUUGGUGUGCUCAGGGGGUACGGUGUGAAGCAAUUUCCAAAGGGAUCAGACUUUUUGCGUGAUGUAUUUAUUAAGAAUACUUUUUUCCAUGUUUCGAUGUACUUCACUAUGCAUAUAGGUACUCUUCUAUGGUUAGAAAGUGGAAGAGUGCUUCCAAGGCCACUUUAUAACGAACUACAAGAUCAGACGAGCGAUAUGUUUAUACAAGAACCACCAGAGAAAGGACCAUUGCAUGCACUUGGCAGAGAUUUUAUAUUUGGCAUGGUUACCUCAUUUAGUUUUCUGUUUUCAGUUUAUACUAUUUUCCGUUGGUAUGCAUUCUAUACAAAUGUGGUAUACUUCUUUAUUAUGCCAGUAAGGUUUUUCAGUUCUUAUCAUAGACCUUUCCAAAAUUUCUAUUCCACACUCACAAUAGAAACUAUGAAAAAAGUAACGGUAGAUCCAAUUUUAAAGGUGGUGAACAAACUAUUGCGAAACCUGAAAAGUAAAAACGAGUACAACGAAAUUAUAAAUGCUAGAUUAAGUGACACAAAUUUUAAGAAAUUUAUAGGAGGAAAGAGAAGUACUGCAAUCAUGCCGAGUAUGACACAACUGAUAGAUUUAGAUAGAAUGGGCUAUACAUUGUAUAAAGAUGACAACGUUCUCUUUGAGGAUGUGGAUAAGGAGGAAGAGUUCCUGAACAAAAGGGGCAUGAUAUAA
This is a messenger RNA of Plasmodium yoelii, 3879 nucleotides long. Its product is annotated as cytoadherence linked asexual protein, putative. The transcript is spliced from 8 exons. NCBI's taxonomy places the organism in Eukaryota, Apicomplexa, Aconoidasida, Haemosporida, Plasmodiidae. Gene Ontology annotation, biological process: adhesion of symbiont to microvasculature. The coding region runs from base 1 to 3879 and encodes 1292 amino acids. The record is from RefSeq and is a predicted model, not a curated record.